GCAACAGGACCUUCAGGACGGACAUUCUGAAGCAGUCAGCAUGCCUAAAGAAUCUGCCUUAUCCAAGGCUUUUGCCGUCACCUUCGUGGUCUUGACAGUCUCCGUCAUCGCCGGCAUAGUCACCAUGAUCAUUUUUUACAAGACCGAGAUCGCAACAAUGAACCCGACGCCACGUCCGACGUUCCCGUCCACCACAACAAGUUUGCCGCCGGUCAUGCGGCUGCCGAAGAACCUCGUACCCCAACACUACAAGGUCGUCCUCCAGCCUCACCUCUACACCCGAAUAAUCGAGGAGGUGAAUGUCACCAGUCCUAACCAGACGAUGCUCUUCACCGGAAAUUCCAUCGUCAGCUUUCAUUGUGUCCAGGGCACUGAUGCCAUCUACCUAAACAGCCGGGACCUGGAAGUUUCUGAUCCGUUGGUGAUGAACAUAGACACAAAUGAGAAGAUUGAUAUUGACUCGGUGAAGAACCACGAAGACGCAAGCAACUUCCUGGAGAUCCAGUUAAAUAACGUGUUAAAAGCAGGGGGGAACUAUAGUUUGUUUCUGGCUUUCAAGGGAGAAAUUACAGAAAGUCUUUAUGCAAUGUUUCUAAGCACUUAUGUUGAAGGUACUCCAGCUUAUGAAGGUGAUCAAAAUACAGAGAGAUUCCUCACUGCCACCACUUUGGAACCAACAGAAGCCAGGAGCGUGUUUCCUUGUUUCGACGAGCCAGAAAUGAAGGCAGUGUUUGAGGUGACAAUCAUCCACAGGACGAACACUAUAGCUCUAGGGAAUGCAGGAAUAAAAGACUCCGAAAUUAUCGACGACGACUGGAAAAAGACUAUCUUUUAUCCAACGCCGAAGAUGUCGACGUACUUGUUUGCCUUCACAGUUUCAGAGUUCACGGCAACUCGCUCCCCGCUACAUGGGCGUGUGGAUAUUAAAACGUAUGCCCGUCCUGAAGCCACUGCAGCAGGACACACUCAGUAUGCUGCCAACAUCACCGUUAAGAUUCUCAAGUUCUACGAGAGCUAUUUUGGAAUUCCUUACGAACAGCAGAAGCUAGAUCAAAUUGCACUGCCAGACUUAGCUCCUCUAGCGAUGGAGAACUGGGGACUGGUCACAUACCAGGAGGGGAGCCUGCUCUACGAGGAGGGAGUGUCCUCACUGUUGCACAAGGAAGAGAUCGCUUCUCUCAUUGCACAUGAACUGGCACACCAGUGGUUUGGAAAUCUGGUGACAAUGAAAUGGUGGAAUGAAAUUUGGCUGAAUGAGGGCUUUGCCACGUACGUGUCAUUCAUUGCAGUGGACAAUGUGGAGCCUACAUUCCAAUUAAAAGAAGCACAUAUCAUAAGCAACCUCCAUGAAGCGUUUGAGCAGGACGCUCUGGCCUCGUCCCAUCCUCUCAGUGCUCCGCAGGAAGACGUCCAGAGUUAUUUUGAGAUUUCUCAGAUGUUUGAUAGCAUAACCUACAGUAAGGGGGCCACUGUGCUGAGAAUGCUGGAGGGCAUUGUGACAGAAAGAGUUUUCAAGAAAGGAAUCAAUAUGUACCUCAUGAACUUUAAGUAUGAAAACACAGACCAGAACGACCUUUGGGAGUAUAUUCAAAAGGCGGAGUCUGAGGACGGUGGUCACAUCGACAUUGCCAAGGUGAUGAACACGUGGACUAAACAAAUUGGCUAUCCUGUCCUCACCAUCAACACUACCAAUGGAGAAGUGUACCAGAAGCACUUCCUGUUCAAUGACUCCUCUGAAUCUAGUCUUUGGUGGUACGUCCCAAUCACAGUCAUGUCAAAUACACUCAAAUCUUCUACCAUCUGGUUGGAAUCCAGCGAGCCAGUAAAGAAAGACCAAUUCAUCUCUAAGAGAGGAGAGUGGAUCCUGGCAAACGUCAACUGCACUGGAUACUACAGAGUCAAUUACAACCUUGAGAACUGGGAACGCCUCCUGACUCAGAUGGAGACAAACCCAGAGCGGAUCCCACUGAUGAACAGAGGGCAGCUUGUUGAUGAUGCAUUUAACUUAGCAAGGGCCAAACUCGUUGAAGUGACUCUGGCUCUGAAUGCGACGCGCUUCCUUCGGAAUGAGAGCGCGUUUAUUCCCUGGGAUUCAGCACUCAGGAACCUGGGGUACUUUGUCCUCAUGUUUGACCGCUCCGAGGUGUAUGGACCCAUGCAGGUGUACCUCCGGGAACAGGUUACGGGCCUCUACAACUCCUUGAAGAACUACACAGACAAUUCCACAGUCCCAGAAGAUCACUCCUUACAGCCCAACCAGAUCAUCGCCAUAGAGGUGGCGUGCUCCAAUGGACUCCAAGAAUGCAUAACGAUGGCUACAAAUAUGUUUGCCAAGUGGAUGAACAACAACGGCACUAACAGCAUCCCCCCUAACCUGCGCUCCGUGAUCUACUGCCAAGCCAUUGCCGCUGGGGGGAGGAAAGAGUGGGAGUUCGCCUGGGACAAGUUCCAGAGCUCCAGCGACACCUCAGAGAAGGACCAGCUCCGGGAGGCUCUGUCCUGCACCAAGGAGAUCUGGCUGCUCAACAGAUACCUGAAGUACACUUUGAUCCCUGAGAAGAUUCGUCUCAUGGAUGUUGCUUCAACUAUUGCCUACAUAGCUAAGAACGUGCCAGGCCAGGCGCUGGCCUGGAACUUUAUCAGAGCACACUGGGAGUACGUCAGACAGGGGGAACCAGCAAUGCUGAUCAUGGAUGUGACCAGAAGGUUCUCCACGCAAUUUGAACUGGAGGAGCUGGAGCGCUUUGCGACGGAUUACACUCUGGGUUCUGCCAGCAGGGCAGUGCAACAGGCCGUAGAGCAAACCAAGGUCAACAUCCAGUGGGUCAGCGAGAACAAAGAUAUCAUACUGGAGUGGUUUGAGAGUGAAAUAGAUUUUUAAAGUGGUAAAAAUACACCGUCUUUGGUUGUUUUAGAGCCUCACAGAUCAUUUCGAUCCAAGACCCGAAUCUAAUUUGUCUGGAAAAUUAACACAAAAAGCGUUUUAAAAAGAAAAUUACUUUUUCAUUUAAUUUCCUUUAAUAUAUAAUACUAAUACGGACUACAGUGCUGAAAGUUCAUGAGACGUGUGGCACCAAAGUGAAGACACAGCAAUGUUUUAUGUAUAUAAAUUAUUUAUACAGUAUAUUCUUUGACAAGUCAGAUUAACCAGAUUUUUACUCCACUGUUGCAAAUGUUUAAAAGAAUAAAUAAUGAAAUCUUUUUUUUUUUUGUUGCUGUUGUCUAUUAGAAAAUUAUUAGCAAAUAUGUAUUAUGAGUGACGUGGAGCAACUCAUAUUCACCAGUGUUUUGCACAAAUUGGAGCCAAAUGACAGAAAUCCCUCUAUUUCUUGUAGGAACAUGUCUAUACGUGUAUUAUAUAUGUUGUAAUCAAGGAACCAAAUUAUUCUUGUAUGUUGCUAAAAAAUGUUAUUUUUUAAUAAUAAAACCAACAUGUGU
Molecule: messenger RNA, 3438 nt
Organism: Anoplopoma fimbria (sablefish)
Lineage: Eukaryota; Metazoa; Chordata; Actinopteri; Perciformes; Anoplopomatidae
Gene: anpeplb
Product: alanyl (membrane) aminopeptidase-like b
Exons: 20
Coding region: 41-2881 (946 amino acids)
Biological process (GO): proteolysis; peptide catabolic process
Cellular component (GO): cytoplasm
Molecular function (GO): peptide binding; metalloaminopeptidase activity; zinc ion binding
Source: RefSeq, a predicted model, not a curated record